Messenger RNA from Parascedosporium putredinis, 573 nucleotides. The record is from the annotation of a GenBank genome assembly. NCBI's taxonomy places the organism in Eukaryota, Fungi, Ascomycota, Sordariomycetes, Microascales, Microascaceae.
AUGGGGGUGCUUACACACCACAAAAAGGGCGUCCGGGCUCUUGCGCUCCACCCAACCGAGUUCACAUUCGCUUCAGCAAGUACGGGCAGUAUCAAACAGUGGAAGUGCCCUGAGGGUGCUUUCAUGCAGAAUUUUGAGGGCCAAAAUACCAUUAUCAACACACUUUGUGUCAACGCAGAUAAUGUCCUCUUCUCCGGUGGUAAGCAGGUUGUCAAUGCAGGCCGAAUAUGCAACGUCACUCACAAUUCUCGAUAUAGGGAUAAUGGAUCGAUGAGUUUCUGGGACUGGAAGUCCGGCCAUCAGUUCCAGUCACUUGGCACGACGGCCCAGCCCGGCUCUUUAGAUGCAGAAGGUGGCAUAAUGAGUGCUACUACUAUCCGCCUCGGCGAUUUCUACAGCCCUCCUACAAAUAUCGAGGGCCCUCCUGGCAUCGCCACUAACAGCGGCUACUUUUCUGCUGGCAAACUGUAUAGCAUCCGGGUCAACAAUUCUUCCUGGAACACCUUCAAGACGAGAUUGGAUGAUCUGUACAAGUUGCUCGUGAGUGUACCCAGGAAACGCGAUUCUCGUUAA